Molecule: messenger RNA, 237 nt
Organism: Notodromas monacha
Lineage: Eukaryota; Metazoa; Arthropoda; Ostracoda; Podocopida; Cyprididae
Source: the annotation of a GenBank genome assembly
AUGGAAAGUGACGAUGCGUGGACGCGUGAUACUGGACCUUCGAUUGUUAAAAAUGCACAAGGUGAACGUAUCGGUAUUGACUGGGUAUUCAAUGCUUGGGGCGGAGAAGAAGGCGGCUUGUAUUUCCCAUGGGAUCAAGACCAGCUCAUUGCCAAGCAAAUCUCUGCGAUGCAUGAGCUGGAUAGUUUUUCUACACCUUUAGUGCUAGAGGGUGGCUCCAUCCAUGUGGAUGGUGAA